This is a messenger RNA of Rhipicephalus microplus (southern cattle tick), 1175 nucleotides long. Its product is annotated as mitochondrial fission process protein 1. Gene Ontology annotation, biological process: mitochondrial fission. Lineage: Eukaryota; Metazoa; Arthropoda; Arachnida; Ixodida; Ixodidae. Gene Ontology annotation, cellular component: mitochondrion. The record is from RefSeq and is a predicted model, not a curated record.
AACGCCGCAUUGUAUGCAGACGCUUGAAAUGGCUGCGGAAGAUUCGAACGAAGCGAUGACACACCACGAAACGGCGCACUGCGAGAAAUCGGCGGCACCCGGAACCGACAUCUUCAGAGAUACACCGGUUCGCUUGCUAGGCUAUGCAAAUGAAGUAGGAGAAGCCAUCCGGUCCCUAGUUCACGUCAACGUCGUCCGCCUGUCCUAUGCUGUAGCAAGUGCCUACGUCGUGGUCGACACAACAGACAAGGUCUUGAAGGCAGACAAGGUCAAGUGCCCCGAUGCUAAAGCCCACUGUAACAAGCUGUUCAACACUGUCGUGAACACACUGGUGUGGCAAGCGUUGGACUCAGUCAUCAUACCUGGUUUCGCAAUCAACAGGGUGUGCACGCUGUCUCUCUUUCUGCUCAAGCACUACUCGAGCAUGCCCCUCAAAGCCUGCAAGUGGACUACGACCGGCGUGGGUCUGGGCUGCAUCCCUUUCACUGUGUCGCCCAUAGACCACGGUGUUCAUGCGCUCAUUGGCAAGACGCUCCGUCCGUGGUUGCACGCAAAGGAGUCUUCCGACUGACCAUUUUCUUUUCUAGUGUCAAGCAAUACCUUUUACUAGUUCAAAGAUCUUUGCAAGAUGCUCAUAAAACAAAACGUGUAUGGACACAUUCGAAACCCGCAGUAAUGAAAUCACUCUCCGACGACAUGUCUCAGUGUCCCAAGCGAGCAAGUAUUCAAUGCGUGUCAUAUUUUCGAACGAUGGAACUUUUCUAAGCUGCAAUAUCACCCAAAAAAACGGAAGGAAUGUUCUCCCACACCAUUUGGUUACACAUUUUCUGUUCCCACAAGGCCAGCAUAUUCCAAAAUGUGCUCGUAUAUCUUUGCUUCACGUUUAAAUUGUGAACAAGUACAGCUGCAAUGUGCUUGCCUAGGUGCUUUCAUAUUUGCUUAUGAAAUUGGAACACUGCUGAAAGCGGUCUGGUGUGCAAGACAUUGCCUUCCCACUAUGUUGCUUGUUUAGUGCAGUUCUUCCUCCUUUUUUUUUUUUAAGUGUUCAUAGCCACAUUAGAAAGUAGCAACUCAGCCGUCCAAAUUAUCGGCACAGCAGCUCGCUGUUUGCUGUUCUCAGGCUGCCGGGUACAAAUGGUUUUGCUCGCGCUUGUAAAGUUAAGGUUUGCUCGCGC